AUUGCGUAGUGAUCUCCAGUACAAUAAAUGGGCACAAUGACAUUCAUACGAGCAGGUUCGAGUAUUGAGGCUAAAAUUGAUCUUCAUGGACGACGGGACGAGAGCUUCAACAUGCAGUUCCUCACGUUUCGGCGCUAGCUGGGGCAGUGGAGGUCGCGGGGCCUAUCAUAUUUGCUUAAGCGCCACACUCAGCAGCGAUCAAAUUCUCCUUAAAUCGUGGAAGCUGCACACUCAACUAGAUUCUUCUACAGACAUCCAUCUUAAUUCCCACGCGAACUGUGUUGGCGCUUUAGGGCUUUGUAGAGUUUCUUCCUGAAGAGCAGAAGUUACGCAGUAGACAAAAGCAAGAAAGAAUGGGGGAUGGGUCGGUGAAGGAAUUGCAAUCAAAGGCAGCUCUCGAUAAGCUUCUGUCGGAGAACCAGAGUGGCGCUGUAAUUUUACACUUCUGGGCAUCAUGGUGUGAAGCUUCUAAGCAGAUGGACCAAGUCUUUGCUCAUCUCUCCACUGAUUUCCCUCAUGCCCACUUCUUCAGGGUUGAAGCUGAGGAACAGCCUGAAAUUUCUGAGGCAUACUCUGUCGCUGCUGUUCCUUACUUUGUCUUCUUCAAGGAUGGCAAAGCUGUGGAUAAUCUAGAAGGUGCUGACCCAUCAGCUUUAGCAAACAAGGUUGCUAAAGUUGCUGGAGCUGUUGCUGCUGGUGACCCUGCUGCUCCUGCCAGUUUAGGUAUGGCAGCAGGGCCAACAAUACUCGAAAGUGUGAAGGAUUUUGCUAAAGGGAACUCUCAAGUGAAUGUACCUGCUAGCGCAGAUAAGUUGAAGGCACGACUAGAGCAACUUGUAAAUUCUCAUCCAAUCAUGUUGUUUAUGAAAGGAACUCCUGAACAACCCGAAUGUGGUUUCAGCCAGAAGGUUGUUCAAAUCUUGAAGAAAGAAAAAGUCCAAUUUGGAAGCUUUAACAUACUGAGGGACCAUGAGGUUCGUGAGGGAUUGAAGAAGUUCUCCAAUUGGCCUACAUUUCCGCAGCUGUACUGUAAGGGAGAGCUUCUUGGGGGUUGUGAUAUUGCAGUUGCUAUGCAUGAGAGUGGUGAACUUAAAGAAGUAUUCGGGGAUCAUGGAAUUGUGGAUUCCAAUUCUACUAAAGCUGAUGUGAAAGAAUCUGGAGUGGGCAAAGGUGGUGUCUCUGGGGGCUCUGGUUUGAGUGCCGAACUAAGUUCUCGUUUAGAAGCCUUGGUUAAUUCUAGUCCUGUCAUGCUGUUUAUGAAAGGAAAACCUGAAGAGCCUCGAUGUGGUUUCAGCAGGAAAGUUGUUGACAUUCUCAAACAGGAGAAAAUAGAUUUCAAGAGCUUUGACAUUCUUACAGAUGAGGAAGUCCGGCAAGGGCUAAAAGUUUACUCUAACUGGUCGAGCUACCCUCAGCUGUACAUAAAGGGUGAAUUGAUUGGCGGAUCCGACAUUGUGUUGGAGAUGCAAAAGAGUGGAGAACUCAUUAAGGUUCUGACUGAAAAGGGCAUUUCUCAUGGGGACACUCUUGAAACUCGUCUCAAACAGCUUGUAACAUCUUCUCCUGUCAUGCUCUUUAUGAAGGGUACUCCUGAAAAUCCACGAUGUGGGUUCAGCUCUAAGGUGGUAAAUGCUCUGAAGGAGGAGGGGGUGGAGUUUGGAUCCUUUGAUAUUUUGACUGAUGAGGAGGUCAGGCAGGGGCUGAAAACCUUUUCAAACUGGCCGACAUUCCCUCAGCUAUAUUACAAGGGUGAAUUGGUGGGUGGUUGUGAUAUCGUGAUGGAGCUGAAGAGCAGUGGCGAAUUGAAAUCUACCUUGUCUGAAUAGGUGUAGGAUAAUUGGCAACUUGGGACUGAUCCCUUUCGCUUGAACUGCAUGGAUGUAAGCAGCUGGGCGAUGAGUUUUAACGAUUCACAUCUCUGAGAUGCUUAGAUUUACCUGGACAUACUUUUUACUGUCGGAGAGUUUGAAAGGUUUAUUCUUGAGCACUGUGUAUGCUCUUCCCAUAGAAUAACUAGCUUUUAACUUGCAGAUGUGGAAAUCCUGGAGUAAGGGUUUUUUUUAUUUUUAUUUUUUUUUUGUUGGCUUGUUAUUAUCUUCUCCUUGCUUAUACUUGCAAAAAAUAAAAGUUGGUUCAAUUAUGUUGUUCUCAUGCAUCCAUGCAUGAACCAUUGAACCUGAUCUGGCAUGAUAGGAAAUGUUUUUAGUCUGCUUUCAAUACAUAACUUCGUUUAUGCUUCACACUCAAUCACUUGCAGAAUUGGAACAAGAGACUGACACAUUGUGUUUCAGUCCUUGAAAAAUAGAACUGACCAGUGAUCAGUUCCAUUGGUACAAGUAUACAGCACUUAUCUGUUUCAAUUGCAUUGUGAUGAUAACUUCAUCCACUUUCUUCAUAUGUAUUCAUAAUUUGAUUGGUUAGUAUAGAAACAUGGUUGAACUGUAUGAGGAUGAUUCAAUCCUUAGUCUAUGGGAUUACAGAUGCAUAUGUAUAUAGUAGUUGCAUAUAUAAUAUAACUUAUAUAAUAGCACAAUUCCAUCAUCAGCCAGCCUGGACUGGAUGGACUAAGGUGCCAAGGCUGCAGCAGCAGCAGCAGAAGAUGACUGUGUGGUGGAAGUGGAAUGAAGCUUAAAGGGAAUGGCCACAGAAUGAGCACCAUUUUGAGUGAGGAUAUGGAGGUGAUCAUUAUUCCAGUACAGCUUGAAAGCUUGGCAACCUUGGCAUUUGCUGUGCUGUGGCACACAUUGGAAAGGAUUUCCUGGUAUCCAACCUCCCCAUCCACCACCACCACCACCUCCUCCUCCCCAACCACCCCCACCUCCGUUGCUGCUACCUCUACCGCCACCGCCCCCUCCACCGUUGUUCCCACCAUUCCCGUUACCGCCACCAUUGUUUCCUCCAUUGCCAUUACCGCCGCCACCUCCACCUCCACCGUUGUUUCCUCCAUUGCCAUUACCUCCGCCUCCACCGUUGUUUCCUCCAUUGCCAUUACCUCCGCCUCCACCGUUGUUCCCACCGCCACCUCCUCCUCCACCGUUGUUUCCUCCAUUGCCAUUACCUCCACCACCUCCUCCUCCACCGUUGUUCCCACCGCCACCUCCGCCUCCACCGUUGUUCCCUCCAUUGCCAUUACCUCCACCGCCUCCGCCAUUGUUUCCCCUAUUCCCGCCGCCUCCUCCACCUCCGCCAUUGUUUCCUCCAUUGCCACUACUGCCACCACCUCCUCCGCCUCCGCCUCCAUUGUUUCCUCCGCCACCGCCGCCGCCGCCGCCUCCACUGUUUCCUCCGUUCCCAUAACCACCACCACCUCCUCCGCCACCGUUGGUCCCACCACCACCACCACCACCACCUCCACCCCAAUUACCCCAUCCACCUCCCCAGCCACCUCCCCAACCGCCACUACCCCAAUGCCCCAUCGCUCCACCUAGUGUACGGACUACUUUUGUCUCAUCAUUCUCAGCAUCAGUGGAAGCUGUUUCAGUUUUCAAACUGUAAGCAGAAGAGCUGAGUGACAAGUCCACCAAGUACAUAAACAAUAGUAUGUAACUACCCCAUGUUGAUGCCGCCAUUUCCAAAGUUGAGAAAGGCUAAUGUUAAAAAGGAUUUUGAAUCGGAUGUGACCAUGAGGCCUACAUUUGUAACCUCUAUAUAUACUAUACUGCUGAUGAACAUUUUUUUUUUUUGGUUGAGUAAAAGAGACAUACUUUGGUGGGAAUUUCAAAACGCGUAAAAACAGAGCCAUGCA
This is a messenger RNA of Oldenlandia corymbosa var. corymbosa, 3745 nucleotides long. The record is from the annotation of a GenBank genome assembly. NCBI's taxonomy places the organism in Eukaryota, Viridiplantae, Streptophyta, Magnoliopsida, Gentianales, Rubiaceae.